AAAGGUAUUGCCAUGGGAUCGGUUAUAGGACCAAAAUUGGCUGAUAACUAUAUGAAUAAAAUAGAUGAAAGAAUUUCAAGUCUAACAGUUUCAUCCAAACACAUUGAGGAAUAUGCAAAUAGAUUACAUAAAAAUUUAAAGUUUACAAGUGAAGAUGAACAACAAAAUAAAAUGAAUUUCUUAGAUGUCACCAUAAAAAGAGAAGAAACAAGUGUAUCAUUUAGUAAGUAUGAAAAACUAUGUAAUAAUGGUAAAACUAUUAACUUUAAAUCUUACUGUCCUUUAGAAAAUAAAAAGAAUGUCUUUAAUAUGGAAUUGAGAAAGAUACUAAAUCGAACAACUCAGCAAGAAAACAUAGACAUCGAAGUAAAACAAUUGUUUAAAAAAUUUCAGUUAAAUGAUUAUCCGAAGCAUAUUCUCUGUAAAAUAUACGGCAGAACGGGUUGA
Molecule: messenger RNA, 447 nt
Organism: Centruroides sculpturatus (bark scorpion)
Lineage: Eukaryota; Metazoa; Arthropoda; Arachnida; Scorpiones; Buthidae
Exons: 3
Coding region: 13-447 (144 amino acids)
Source: RefSeq, a predicted model, not a curated record